This is a messenger RNA of Elgaria multicarinata webbii, 2238 nucleotides long. RefSeq names its product purine rich element binding protein G (gene PURG). The record is from RefSeq and is a predicted model, not a curated record. Bases 87 to 1100 code for a protein of 337 amino acids. The transcript is spliced from 2 exons. Gene Ontology annotation, biological process: regulation of transcription by RNA polymerase II. Gene Ontology annotation, cellular component: nucleus. NCBI's taxonomy places the organism in Eukaryota, Metazoa, Chordata, Lepidosauria, Squamata, Anguidae. Gene Ontology annotation, molecular function: RNA polymerase II transcription regulatory region sequence-specific DNA binding; purine-rich negative regulatory element binding; DNA-binding transcription factor activity, RNA polymerase II-specific.
GGGGCCAAGACGGGCAGCGGCCGUGGCUGGCAGGCUGACAAGCGUGUGGGCGAGAAGCAACUGACGGGAUGGAUUGAUUGAUAAAGAUGGAGAGAGGCAGAGGAGGAGGAGGAGGAAGGAGUGUGGGGGGCUCUGGCCUACACAGGAGCAUUUACUCCCAAUCCCAGCAGCAGUAUCAUUAUCCUGCCUCCUCUUCUCAGGCGGGCUGCAUGGAAAUCCAGGAGCUGGCCUCCAAAAGAGUGGACAUCCAAAAAAAGAGGUUUUAUCUGGAUGUGAAGCAGAGUUCUCGAGGCCGUUUCCUGAAGAUAGCAGAGGUCUGGAUAGGAAGAGGCAGACAGGACAAUAUCAGGAAAAGCAAAUUGACUCUGUCCUUGUCAGUAGCUUCUGAACUGAAGGAUUGUCUAGGAGAUUUCAUAGAGCAUUAUGCCCAUUUGGGCCUGAAAGGCAGCCAGAGUCAUCGGAAUGAGCAUGCGAAUGGCAAAGAGCAAGAUUCAAGAAGGCGACAACACCAUCACCCACCAUCUCCUCCAGCAUCAGUGGGAUCUGAAGAGCAUCUUCACAGUGUGUUAAAAACUGAAUACAUUGAAAGAGACAAUAGGAAGUAUUAUCUAGACCUGAAGGAGAACCAACGUGGACGUUUCUUAAGGAUUAGACAGACUUUGAUUAGAGGACCUGGCAUGAUAGGAUAUUUUGGUCACAGUUUGGGACAGGAACAGACUAUUGUCCUUCCAGCACAGGGGAUGAUUGAGUUCAGGGAUGCUUUGGUCCAGCUCAUUGAAGAGUAUGGUGAAGGAGACAUAGAAGAAAGGCGGAGUGGAGGCGAUGAGCCUCCGGAACUCCCAGAGGGGACUUCCUUCAGGGUGGACAACAAGAGGUUCUACUUUGAUGUGGGGUCCAACAGGUAUGGUAUUUUUUUGAAGGUAAGUGAAGUGAGGCCUCCAUACCGUAAUACCAUCACUGUCCCAUACAAAGCAUGGACAAGAUUUGGGGAAAACUUUAUCAAAUAUGAAGAAGAGAUGAGGAGAAUUUACAACGGCCAUAAAGAGAAAAGAAUGGAUAUCAGAGGGGACAGUGGUGAAGAACAAGAGGGUCUUGAUUAGAAUUUGCUUCAACAGAGCAAGAAGUAAACUAGAGAAAUGGCUAGAUACUGAUAUGUAGUGGUUGGAAGAAGUUGCCUUUCUUUUUGUAAGUUCUUCCCUCUUGUUAGAUAACUCCAAUAUAUAUAAUACUAUAAGGGUCUGGUUUUCAUGUUAAAUUAUACCCAACAACAUCUCUGUGAUUUCUUACAAGAAUAAUUAACCGCCCAAUGAUUAUGAUACUUAAUCUUACAGGAAUAUGAAAUCAUGUAUAAUAGCACUAAAUCUGUUGUGACAUUUUAAAAAAAUCUGUAUAAGGUUUGUGUUGUGUAUAACAUGAUAAGCAUAAGCCAGGUGGAAUUAAUAUCUUCUAGUAUUAACCAUAGAGCAUUUAUGACCAAAACUGAUCUUUAAGUUUUAAAUGGUUGUAUUGGGAAAGGUAUCUUUAAAUAAAUUAAUCUGCUGAUUAUGGUAAAAAAAAAAUCUUGAGGGGAUGGGGGAGGUCUAACCUGUAUUGUAUUGGCCAUUAAUUAAUUCCAUGGUUACCUAAUUUUAUGAUAACCCAGUACUUUAAGUGUCCCACCAAUAUAAAUCAAUUUCUGAGUUAAUAGAUUGUUUCUGAUUAAUGUUAAUCAUGAAUCAUCCAUUCUGUAUGGAUUGCUUACUUCAUGUGAGGAGAGUUUAUUUAAAUAGUGUUACAAAAUUUCAAAAGCUAUUUUUAUAUUUGUGGGGUUUAGAAGUUCUAGCGAGUUGCUGUGAUGUGGGAAUUUGGUAGGUGGUUUUGGUUGGGAUUGAAAUUCGAAAUAGGGAGAUUAAGUAUGACUGUAAUGUGGAAUGGUAUUAGAAUAACUUUUGUUUUUAUCUUCAUAUAUUUUGAGAAAAUGCUUUGAGAGAUUUUGGUGCAUCACUUAAUUUGUAUCAAGCAGAUCUCUGGUUUCACAUUGCUGCAGUUGAAACAUUCAGUAACAGCUAUCAGCAGUUCCUUUAUAAAUCCUGUGUUUAAAAUAUUUUAUUAUUCUAAGCCGUGAUCUGCACUUUUUUUCUUUUGUUAAAACAUAACACAUAAUCCUUCAGUCUAAUCUGUUAAGAUGCAUCUAGAGACAAGAUUUCCAAACAAAAAAAUUUGUUUUUUACUUUAAAAAAAAAAUCUAGAAGAUGGCUG